AUGUCCGCAUCUGUUGGAUUUACACUCCAGGCUCCUGAUUUUAUCUGGUUGCCAUCACAAAAAUCUUUCUAUUGCCUUGGUAACUACUUCAACUUAAAAACAAUGAAAGAGCUUGAUUCUUCUGUUUGGCUUUCAAUUGUGGGCCUGAUUCUUAUUUUUAUUUUAAAUACUAAAAUCUUCAUGACUAAAGCUUUCAAGGGAUAUUUUCCUCCAGGACCCAGACCUUUGCCAGUUAUUGGAAAUCUGCACAUCCUCAAUAUGAAGAGACCAUAUCAAACCAUGCUGGAGCUCUCCCAGAAAUAUGGCUCCAUUUACAGCAUCCAAAUGGGACCAAAGAAGGUGGUGGUGCUCUCUGGCUAUGAGACAGUAAAAGAUGCCCUCGUGAAUCAUGGUGAUGAAUUUGGAGAGCGACCUCAAGUGCCCAUAUUUGAAAGAAUUUUUGAAGGAAAAGGAAUUGCUUUCUCUAAUGGUGAAACCUGGAAAACUAUGAGAAGGUUCAGCUUGACCACAUUACGCAACUUUGGAAUGGGCAAGCGGAUCAUAGAAGACACAAUUAUAGAGGAAUGCCAGAAUCUCAUACGGAGCUUUGAGCUUCAUAAAGGAAAUCCUUUUGAGACCAAAACAGUAAUGAAUGCUUCUGUGGCUAAUGUCAUUGUGUCAGUGUUGCUCGGAAAACGGUUUGACUACCAAGACUUCCAAUUACUGAGACUCUUAAACUUAAUCGAUGAAAACGUGAGACUCAUUGGCGGGCCUAAAAUUAUGCUUUUCAAUAUGUUUCCUGCUUUGGGAUUUCUUCUAAGAAGUCAUAAGACAGUACUCAGGAAUAGAGAUGAAUUAUUUUCUUUUAUAAGGAUGACCUUCCUAGAUCAUCAUCAUAAACUUGACAAAAAUGAUCCAAGAAGUUUCAUUGAUGCUUUUUUGGUCAGACAGCAGGAGGAGAAAGAUACGUCUACCACCUAUUUCAGCAACGACAAUUUGGUGGCACUCGUUUCCAAUCUGUUUGCGGCAGGUACAGAGACCACGGCCUCCACACUGCGCUGGGGGAUCCUGCUCAUGAUGCGAUAUCCCGAGGUCCAGAAAAAGGUCUACGAUGAGAUCACAAAAGUUGUGGGAUCGGCCCAGCCUCGAAUUGCACACCGAAUUCAAAUGCCAUACACAGAUGCUGUCGUUCACGAAAUACAGAGAUUUGCUAACAUUCUGCCUACAAGUUUGCCCUAUGUAACAACUACACAUGUUAAAUUCAAAAAUUACUACAUUCCAAAGGUAAGGGUUUACAAGGAAGGGGAGGGGAGAGAAUAGAGAACAUCAAGCACUUACAAGCGGAGAUAAACUGCCAAGACAAUCCUGGCCCACCUUUUCUCUUCCCCUCCCUCCUUUUCUCUUUCUGCCUCCUUCCUUAUCAUUCAAGAAAAGAUAUGACUAUGUAUGAAAGUACUUCAAAAGUUCAUGGGAGG
Messenger RNA from Tupaia belangeri chinensis (Chinese tree shrew), 1454 nucleotides. Its product is annotated as cytochrome P450 2K6. The transcript has 7 exons. The coding region runs from base 1 to 1299 and encodes 432 amino acids. Gene Ontology annotation, cellular component: intracellular membrane-bounded organelle; cytoplasm. Gene Ontology annotation, biological process: xenobiotic metabolic process. Gene Ontology annotation, molecular function: heme binding; iron ion binding; oxidoreductase activity, acting on paired donors, with incorporation or reduction of molecular oxygen, reduced flavin or flavoprotein as one donor, and incorporation of one atom of oxygen. NCBI's taxonomy places the organism in Eukaryota, Metazoa, Chordata, Mammalia, Scandentia, Tupaiidae. The record is from RefSeq and is a predicted model, not a curated record.